UUAAUCGUGGACUCCGCCUUCAAAGCAGCCGCUUCCUGCUUCGCUUCCACCAAACUGUGUGCCAAUGUGGGAGCCUAACGAACAAUUGCUUCUUCGUGCUCCCACGCGUUACAAAAAGAAUGAAGGAACAUUGUUUGUUACGCCGAGACGUGUGGCGUGGCAACAACAAGGCACACCACAAUUAAAUCCUUCCUUGCUUUACAGUGACAUGGGAACUUUAUCACAAACACCGGAUACGUCGCCCAAAGUUUUACUCAAGAUCUCUGUGACAGCGCCGAAACCCAAAGAUUAUACGUUCCACUUCAUAUCCCCCAAAGCACUAACAGAACGCGAAGCCGUCAAGUCGCAAGUUGCAGAGCUGCUUAGUCGUGUUCGAGGAUCGUCGCGAGGAUCUACACCUGCAUUGACACCAAUGACAGCAGCAACCGCUUCGCCAACGCCUACACCUGCAACUGCAACGGGAUCGCCAGCAGCAGCAACAGCUUCGUCUUCCGCUGUCGGUAGUCCUGCACCUACACCGGCAGGUUCAGCAGCAGCUACACCUGGCAGUCCACAUUCCUGGCGACAAGAAGAAUUCAACGCUAGAAAGCACUUACUGUCGUCCAGUCGUGAACUUCAUACUCUACAUAUGGAACUGGUUGUGCACGACAGAAGCGUUAACGAGGAAGAGUUUUGGGCCAGUCCCUAUGUGAAGCGGAUACGACAAAAAUUGAACAAGGAGUCAGUGUCAAAGGAGGGACGACAAAAGGGCAAAUCGUCGAAAAUGGUUGAAUUGAUGCCUGGGCAACAAGAGGGCUCUGAUGUAAAAUAUACAUUGACAAGUCAGAUUAUUCACAAUAUAUUUACAGAAUUCCCAUCUGUGAAACGCGCAUAUGAUACAAACGUUCCUGACAAGGUGACAGAACAACAAUUCUGGAAGCGAUUCCUGGCAUCAGAGUUUUUUCAUCGCUCUCGGACAGGGGCACGAUCUCAAAUGGCACCGUAUGACGACAUCUUUGAUCGAUGCCUUCAAGAAGAGGAUGAAGAGAAUUCAAAAGCACCUCAGAUAUCACGAAUAGAUCAAAUCAAAAGGGCAAUAGAUUUGACGGCUACAGAAGAAGAUCAUAUUGAUAGCGGUAAUGCACCGGAUUUUACCAUGAAACCGGGUGGAUCUGCUCAAGUUUUGCCACUGAUUCGGCGGUUUAAUCGACACGCUAUGCGGGUAUUGGAAACAUCACCAUCAAGUAAAAAAAGAGAUAUUAAAGCUUCAGAUAAUGACGAUAUUGAAAGGGAAAUCAUCAUAACGGAUUUGCAAGACGAGAAUCCACCAGAGAAGAUUGUUUUAGAUAUUGAGGACUCACGGCGAUACUUUGAAAGUCAAAGUGGGAAGCGGCAGGAUAUCAGCAUUAGCGAGGAGGAUGCAAAACAUCUAUUAGAUGAUUUCAAGGAAGACUUUCAAGGAUGGCAACCAGACCUUAACAAGUCUGUUAUGGAACCAAGGGCGGCGAACAACGCCUAUUCUACUCUCACAGAAUAUAUCAAGCGCAAGGUCCAGCAUGAUCGGAAGAUAUCGGCUUCAGAUGCCAAACUGCCGCCGAUGAUCCAACAAAAAGUCCAGAGCUACCAUUCAGCCACCAACGAGAUCUUGCGCCAUUUCUGGUCAUCGUUUGAGCCGUACAGGGCUGACAAGAACAUACGCAUGGCGGAAAGCUUGAAAAAGCAAAAGGAGAAGCUCAAAGAAGUGUUAACAACGGUGAACCGAUACGAAGGCGACGUAGAGCGUUGCAGAAAGAUGCUUCAACCAGUCAUCGAUGCGGUGGACAAAGCGUUGGAAGCGUCCCAGAAGCGCGGUAAAAAGAGGAAAGCAAUGUAAAUAUAGCGACACACCAUACAACAACAACCCCUACCUGGCAAUUCCCCCGCUUCUCCCAAUCAUCAUGCACUUCAUCGAUUUUUUGCAUUCGUCUAAUAGUAAUAAAGCCUACCAUCACGUAAACCCAUAUCAGAGAAAAAAAGAGAGGG
Zychaea mexicana is the source of this 2001-nucleotide messenger RNA. RefSeq lists its product as uncharacterized. NCBI's taxonomy places the organism in Eukaryota, Fungi, Mucoromycota, Mucoromycetes, Mucorales, Lichtheimiaceae. The transcript has 12 exons. Gene Ontology annotation, biological process: nucleotide-excision repair; transcription by RNA polymerase II; transcription by RNA polymerase I. The record is from RefSeq and is a predicted model, not a curated record. Bases 65 to 1852 code for a protein of 595 amino acids. Gene Ontology annotation, cellular component: transcription factor TFIIH core complex; transcription factor TFIIH holo complex.